Ochotona curzoniae (black-lipped pika) is the source of this 900-nucleotide messenger RNA. It is a transcript of the gene SCNM1, whose product is annotated as sodium channel modifier 1. The transcript has 7 exons. The coding region runs from base 148 to 843 and encodes 231 amino acids. Gene Ontology annotation, biological process: RNA splicing. Gene Ontology annotation, cellular component: nucleus. NCBI's taxonomy places the organism in Eukaryota, Metazoa, Chordata, Mammalia, Lagomorpha, Ochotonidae. The record is from RefSeq and is a predicted model, not a curated record.
GGCGUUGCCGGGAGUACGGAGGCCGCCCGGAAAGAGCGAAGGGAGGAGAGGAGGAAAGGAGGCCGACCCCUUCUCCUACGGUGGCCUGAAGGAGUGGCGAAGUGGUUGCGAGGGGAUUGAUCUUUUGUGGGAUUUUUACAGUCCGUAAUGUCUUUCAAGAGGGAAGGGGACGACUGGAGCCAGCUCAAUGUGCUCAAAAAACGAAGAGUGGGAGACUUGCUGGCCAGUUACAUCCCGGAAGAUGAGGCGCUGAUGUUACGGGAUGGACGCUUUGCUUGUGCCAUCUGCCCCCACCGACCGGUGCUGGACACUCUGGCCAUGUUGACUACCCACCGUGCAGGCAAGAAACAUCUGUCCAGCCUGCAGCUUUUCUACGGCAAGAAACAGCCAGAAAAGGGCACGGAGCAAAAUCCAAGACAGCAGGGUGACUCGAGGAGGGAUGAGACCCAGACUGAGGCUCCUCUGCUAACCCAGACCCGCCUCAUCACCCAGAAUGCUCUGCACAGAGCUCCCCAAUAUAACAGCUGCUGCCGGCGGAAAUACAGACCAGAAGCUCCUGGUUCCUCUGUCUCUCACUCCUCUUUGCCAUCAGCUGCAGAGGUUGAACUCCAAAGUGAGAAAAUGAGCAGGGAGCCUGAGUGUGGGCCCAGCCCACCGGCCAGAGAGGCAGCAACCAUCCCAGCCCCUGCACCCGUGAGCCCCAUGAAGAGACGAGCCCUGGAUCACUACCUCACUCUCCGAAGUUCCGGGUGGAUUCCAGAUGGAAGAGGUCGAUGGGUAAAAGAUGAAAAUGUUGAGUUUGACUCGGAUGAGGAGGAACCACCUGAUCUGCCCCCAGACUGACACCCCCUUUACCCCAUUCAUUUCACAAAUAAACAAGAGUUUACUUCGGGGACCUCA